This is a messenger RNA of Melanotaenia boesemani (Boeseman's rainbowfish), 2650 nucleotides long. It is a transcript of the gene ano8a, whose product is annotated as anoctamin 8a. Gene Ontology annotation, molecular function: chloride channel activity. The record is from RefSeq and is a predicted model, not a curated record. Gene Ontology annotation, biological process: chloride transmembrane transport. NCBI's taxonomy places the organism in Eukaryota, Metazoa, Chordata, Actinopteri, Atheriniformes, Melanotaeniidae. Bases 44 to 2587 code for a protein of 847 amino acids. Gene Ontology annotation, cellular component: plasma membrane. The transcript is spliced from 15 exons.
ACCAAUCAUUCCUGAGCUGGUAGCUCGGGGAGUGAUCCAUCAGAUGUUUCCUCUUCAUGAACAGAGGAUACUCAACCAGCUGAUGACAUCGUGGGUCCAGGCUGUAUGUGAAAGACAGCCCCUCGAUGACAUCUGUGACUACUUUGGGGUGAAGAUUGGGAUGUAUUUUGCCUGGCUGGGUUUCUACACCAACUCCAUGCUCUACCCUGCUGUGAUCGGCUUUCUGCUGUGGAUCCUCGCAGAGGCUGACCAAACCAGUCAGGACAUCUGCUGCGUUGUUUUUGCCCUCUUCAAUGUUGUGUGGGCAACUUUAUUUCUGGAGCGCUGGAAGAGGCGAGAGGCUGAGCUGGCGUACCGGUGGGGAACUCUGGAUACCCCUGCAGAGCCCUUGGAGGAGCCCAGGCCUCAGUUCAGGGGAGUGAAGCGCUGCAGCCCGAUAACUGGGUGUGAGGAGUUCUACUACCCUCCCUGGAAGAGAGCGGUGUUCAGAUGGAUGGUCAGCCUGCCCAUCUGCCUCCUCUGCCUCUGUUUUGUCUUCCUUGCUAUGCUCCUCUGUCUGGAACUACAGGAAGUGGUGAUGGAGAUUCAGGAGCUUCCUGGUGUGACAAGAUUCAUCCCUAAGAUUCUCCUGGCUGUUACUGUAACUGUAUGUGAUGAAGUGUAUAAGAAGAUCGCCUAUUGGCUCAAUGAUAUGGAGAACUACAGACUUCAGAGUGCCUACGAGAACAAUCUCAUCAUCAAGAUGGUGUUUUUUGAAUUCAUCAAUUCCUACCUUAGUCUUUUCUACAUUGGAUUCUACCUCAAGGACAUGGAGCGACUGAAGGAGAUGCUAGCUACUCUGCUGAUUUUCCGCCAGUUCCUGCAGAACAUCAAAGAAGUCCUUCAGCCUUAUCUGUAUGAGCAAAACAAGCUGGGCGUCUUCACCCCAAAGGUGCUAUGGGAGCUCCUCCAAGCCAUCAUGCUGAAGUAUGGCCGCUUAGCUCUGGGAAAGGCCCAGGCCUCAAUGACGUCGUAUUCCUCUUUGGGUCCCAGAGGUCAGGUUGGGGACUGCAAUCCCGAGCUGAAGAGAAGAGGUGAUCUGAAAGCUGGCUUUAGACUGACGCAGGAAGAAUGGGAAAUGAAUGACUGCGCCAUGAAGCAGCGGAAAGUCAGCUUCACUGAGAAGGUGGACUACCAGGAUGUCACACAGGCGGGGGAUGAGACUUUCCUCGAGGACAGUCCCACACUGGUUGAGGAAGGGAUGGAUCCAUCCAGUAUUUUUGAUAGCUGUGAUGAGGACAGUGAUUGUGAAUCAUCAGCUUACACAUGUCGUCCCCAUAUUUCAAAGGAGACCAACGCCGGUGUGUCUUCACCAAAGGAUUCUGACUCUGUAUGUCAGAUAAGGAAGAACGCAGGUGAGAGGAAAGACGAUAAGAAAUCCUGGAUUGAUCCACCAGAAGAGCCCAAAACAGUCACUCUGACCCAGGCAGAGAUCGAGAGCUGCAUGCAGACAUACGAGGGAACGCUUCAGGACUACCAGGAGAUGUUCAUUCAGUUCGGCUACGUGGUGCUCUUCUCCUCGGCCUUCCCCCUGGCAGCCAUGUGCGCCCUCAUCAACAACAUCAUUGAGAUCCGGAGCGACGCCCUGAAGCUCUGCACCGGCCUGCAGAGACCGUUUGGGCAGAGGGUGGAGAGCGUCGGGCAGUGGCAGACUGCCAUGGAGGCCAUGGGCUUGAUCGCCAUUCUAGUAAACUGUUACCUGAUUGGUCAGUGUGGACAGCUCCAGCGUCUGUUCCCCUGGCUGAGUCCUGAGAUGACCAUAAUCUCCAUCGUCUUACUGGAGCACUUUGCAAUCCUCCUAAAGUACAUCAUCCAUGUUGCCAUCCCUGACAUCCCUGGCUGGGUAGCAGAUGAGAUGGCCAAACUAGAGUACCGGCGAAGGGAAGCUUUCAAGAAGCAUGAGCUGCAGGCCCAGCAGCACUUCCAGCAGCAGCUUAGGCGGCGGCGUGAGGAAGAGGAGCUUCACCGUCAGGCGGAGCUGCAGGCCGAAGCCCGUAAGGAGAACGACUACCACAAGCUGGACGCCCAGCACCAGCACCACCACGACAAAGCACAGGGCAGCAAGGCAGGGGACAAGCCCAGGAGACCCAGCUCUCUUCUGGGGAACAACAAUGUGAUGAAGCUUAAGCAGAUCAUUCCUCUCCAGGGAAAGUUCUCCUCCAACGCUUCCCGCUCGCCAGCCCAGUCCCCAACUGGAGGCGAGGCAAAGCUGCCUGGGUUUCUCAAGUUCUUAAAGUCCCCUGAGGUGAAGAAAGAGCCAGCAGUGGCAGUCGGAGCAACACCGGGAUCGACAGCAACAUCUUCAGUCGCCCCUGGCAGCCAGGAGAUGUCUCAGUCCCCCACCAGGACAUUCAGUCCUGGGAAGCUCUUCAGUUUUAGCAAAUCUGAAGGAAGUGUGGUGUGUGCAAAUGGGACACAGCAACCGAGCCAGGCUGCUAGCAGGGCCGAUAUCAACACAUCCUCAGAGGAGUUGUCUUCUAAUGAGUCAGAAAAAGGAGACAGCAAACAACUACCCGAUUCAGAAAACACACACACAAAGACUUUAUGAAUAUAAUAAAUAUUAGAAAAGGAGAGCACCACACAGAUGUUCAGAAACAAGUCAGAGUAGAAC